AUGCACGAUUUGCGCAAGCAGGUGCUCCUAGAGAGCGGCAAGACGCUGUCGAAAAAGGCAAAGGCCAAGCAGGCCAUGGGCUCGGCCGCGAGUUCAAAGCAAAACUCGCCCAACGCCUCGAGAGCUACUUCAAGAGUCGCCAGUCGCCAGGCCUCGGAUGAUGAAGCCGAUUUCAGCGAUUCGACGACACAGUUCAGCGUCAACUCCUUUGACGAGCUCCGCCCUGAAGACAUCGACGCGCCCGAAGACGCCUGGGUCGCCCAGCUUAACGAACGCAUGGAACACCUCAUCGAGCGCAAGAGAAGCAGUGUUCAAGGUCGCGAGGAGUCUCUGUCUGUCCUCUCCCACCUUCUCAUGGCCCACUAUUCCCAGCGCCACGUUCGCCCGAAGCUCAGUGAACUUGUCCCAGCUUUGGUCAAAUGCGCAAAAGGCGGCCAGUCAGACAAUGAAACUGCCCUGGCACUCAAGGCCCUGAGCCUGUUGAUCCUCACCGAACCCUCCGACUCAAUCUACGAUGCCAUGAUCCGUCCGCUCAAGGGCAUAAUAUCCUCUUCCGAGUCGUCCUCGGUCAUGGUCGCUGCUAUCCACACCCUUGGUGUAGCGACCUUCUACGGAGGCGUCGGUCUUGACGAAACACAAGAAAUCAUGGACUUUUACCUCGAGAUAAUCGAGUCCGACGGCCAUUCUGUCGAAGCAGGCGAUGACGGAAACGUUGUGGCCGCUGCUCUGCAGGAAUGGGGCUUUCUAGCAACACAGUUCGAGGCCAUGGAAGACACGAGCGAAGAACCUAUGGAGGCCUUUGUCGAGCAACUCGAGUCCAGUGACUCAAGCGUCGUCAUCGCUGCAGGCGAGAACAUUGCUCUUCUUUUCGAGAAGAGUUGGUCCGAGCUAGAAGAAGAUGAGGAACCUGAACACCAAGGUGGUGAUGACGACGACGACGAGGAAGAGGCAGAUCCUACCGCAAAGGGCAUGAUCAAACGCUAUACCGUCUGGCGCCAGGAACACCAGUUGAAGCACACUCUCAGUGCUCUAGCUCAAGCACACGGCAAACGCAUCUCUCGCAAGGACAAAAAGGAACUGCACUCGAGCUUCGCAGACAUUCUCAACACCGUCGAGCACCCUACAAGGGGACCACGCUACAGCAAUGCCAUCGACCAAUAUACCAACAAGGCAUACGGCUCGCGUAUGGUCGUCCACAUUGGUAAGAACUCCAUGAGCAUUGACAAGUGGUGGAAACUCCAUCGUCUGCAGUCACUACGCCGCGCACUCCAAGGCGGCUUCAUUGUUCAUUACGAGGACAACCAGGUCGUCUUCGACUCUUUACCCGUCAUGCUGAAUUAG
This is a messenger RNA of Aureobasidium pullulans EXF-150, 1341 nucleotides long. Its product is annotated as IFRD domain protein. The record is from RefSeq and is a predicted model, not a curated record. The transcript is spliced from 2 exons. The coding region runs from base 1 to 1341 and encodes 446 amino acids. Lineage: Eukaryota; Fungi; Ascomycota; Dothideomycetes; Dothideales; Saccotheciaceae.